Molecule: messenger RNA, 4313 nt
Organism: Diceros bicornis minor
Lineage: Eukaryota; Metazoa; Chordata; Mammalia; Perissodactyla; Rhinocerotidae
Gene: NPLOC4
Product: NPL4 homolog, ubiquitin recognition factor
Exons: 17
Coding region: 88-1914 (608 amino acids)
Biological process (GO): ubiquitin-dependent protein catabolic process
Cellular component (GO): nucleus
Molecular function (GO): ubiquitin binding; ubiquitin protein ligase binding
Source: RefSeq, a predicted model, not a curated record
GCUGAGGCCGGGGCCGGGGCUGCGAGGCCCGUGGGGCGACAGGCGGCGGCGGUCCGGGGCUCGAGCCCGGAGGCGGGAGCGGCCGCCAUGGCCGAGAGCAUCAUAAUUCGUGUUCAGUCUCCGGAUGGGGUGAAGCGGAUCACAGCAACGAAGAGGGAAACGGCUGCAACAUUUUUGAAAAAGGUCGCAAAGGAGUUUGGCUUCCAGAAUAAUGGCUUCUCAGUUUACAUCAAUAGAAACAAGACUGGAGAGAUAACAGCAUCAUCCAACAAAUCCCUCAACCUGCUGAAAAUCAAGCAUGGCGAUUUGUUGUUCCUGUUUCCCUCGAGCCUUGCUGGACCCUCAUCUGAAAUGGAGACAUCGACCCCACUGGGGUUAAAGGUCUUUGGUGCUCCUAAUGUGGUGGAAGAUGAGAUCGACCAGUACCUCAGCAAACAGGACGGGAAGAUUUACAGAAGCCGAGACCCACAGCUAUGCCGACAUGGUCCUCUGGGGAAAUGUGUGCACUGCGUUCCUCUAGAGCCAUUCGAUGAGGACUACCUAAACCAUCUUGAACCUCCCGUGAAGCACAUGUCCUUCCACGCCUACAUCCGAAAGUUGACUGGAGGGGCCGACAAGGGGAAAUUUGUUGCCCUGGAGAACAUCAGUUGCAAGAUUAAAUCAGGGUGUGAGGGACAUCUUCCGUGGCCUAACGGCAUCUGUACUAAGUGCCAGCCAAGUGCCAUCACGCUGAACAGACAGAAAUACAGACAUGUGGACAAUAUUAUGUUUGAGAAUCACACAGUUGCCGAUCGCUUCCUUGACUUCUGGAGGAAGACAGGGAACCAGCAUUUCGGGUACUUGUAUGGCCGGUAUACGGAGCACAAAGACAUUCCUCUCGGCAUCAGGGCUGAAGUAGCUGCAAUUUACGAACCUCCUCAGAUUGGUACACAGAACAGCUUGGAGCUUCUUGCAGACCCAAAAGCCGAAGUGGUUGAUGAAAUUGCUGCCAAACUCGGCCUGAGGAAGGUUGGUUGGAUAUUUACAGACCUUGUCUCGGAAGACACCCGAAAGGGUACAGUUCGAUACAGUCGAAAUAAGGACACGUAUUUCCUGAGUUCGGAAGAAUGUAUCACUGCAGGAGACUUCCAAAAUAAGCAUCCCAAUAUAUGUCGACUCUCUCCAGACGGACAUUUUGGCUCCAAGUUUGUUACUGCAGUGGCUACAGGUGGUCCCGACAAUCAGGUCCACUUUGAAGGGUACCAGGUGUCUAAUCAGUGCAUGGCGCUGGUCCGUGAUGAGUGCCUGCUGCCGUGCAAGGACGCCCCUGAGCUCGGCUACGCCAAGGAGUCCAGCAGCGAGCAGUAUGUGCCUGAUGUGUUUUAUAAGGACAUAGACAAGUUUGGCAACGAGAUCACACAGUUGGCCCGCCCCCUGCCUGUGGAGUAUCUGAUCAUAGACAUCACAACAACUUUCCCCAAGGAUCCAGUUUAUACUUUUUCUAUUUCGCAAAAUCCAUUUCCUAUUGAAAACCGAGAUGUAUUGGGUGAGACACAGGACUUCCAUAGUUUGGCUACCUAUUUGUCCCAGAAUACCUCAUCUGUGUUCUUGGAUACCAUCUCGGAUUUCCACCUCCUGCUGUUUCUGGUCACCAAUGAAGUCAUGCCUCUGCAGGACAGCAUCAGCUUGCUGCUAGAGGCCGUGAGGACCAGAAAUGAGGAGCUUGCCCAGACGUGGAAGAAGUCUGAGCAGUGGGCCACCAUCGAGCAGCUCUGCAGCACAGUUGGUGUGCAGCUUCCGGGCCUCCACGAGUAUGGAGCCAUUGGGGGCUCCACGCACGCCACCACGGCCGCCAUGUGGGCCUGUCAGCACUGCACCUUCAUGAACCAGCCAGGCACUGGCCACUGCGAGAUGUGCAGCCUCCCCAGGACCUAGGGCUCCCGGCCCCUGCUGGCAGGACUGGGUCCACCCCAGCCCUCUCUGAAGUCAGGAUCGUUGUUACUGUGCCCCACAGCUGGCAGCCUUGAAGGGCGGGGCGGGGGUGGCUGCCCUGGGGUCUGUGACCGACAAAGCUUCUUAGCACCAGACUUCCCUGGAGGGAGGGAGCCAGGCUGGUGCUCUGCAGGCUGAAACCAGUCUGCUAGGCCCGGACGCCUGGCACGCCUACCUGGUUACCAGCCCCCACUGUGGUGGAAGGACUGGGUACCUCUAAAUCAUCACCUGGGAUUGGAGGGGCGGGGACAGCUUGUUGCUGCCAUCCAGCAUUCUCUUUCCUUCCUCUUGGAUGCUUUUUGUUCUUGCCUCUCCCGUGUUUUUGGUUGGGAGCUCUUGAUGGCCUCUGUACCCUAUUGCUCUGGGGCAGACCCUGCCUGUGAGGGCCACUUCUUCCCCUUCCAGUAGCCAUUGUCUGGUGGGAACUCAAGUGGCCACGGGCUCACCGGCCUCCUGUCUGCUUGAUCUGCAGGUUAAUUGCUGCCCACCCUUUUUCUUGCUCUCACUCAACAUCCAGGUGGGAUUUUAAAGUCUGCAUUGGUUGUAAUAAUAGUUAUCAGUAAUUCCUGCCCAGAAGACUUUUAUUUAUUUUUUUUUAAGAUAAAAACUGCAUAAAAGGGGAGUGAGAGAGACUAGUUUCCAGUUCCUUCCCUCCUUUAGUGAGUCCUUGUGGGUGUGUGCAGAGUGGGUGAAUGUGGACAGGGGACCCCCAGUCAUUUCUCCUUGGAAGUAAACCUCAGUGCCUGAGACUUUUCUGCCAAGCUGCACAGCUGCAACAGCUGCAGACACGGGCAGUCCGAGCAGGAGGGCAGUGGUGGCUCACGCCAAGUAGGUAGCCCCUACAGACAGCCAACACUGCUGACUGGGCUUGCAUGGGGUGAGCUGGGUUGCUCGGGACUGGAAGCUCUGGUCUCCUUCGCCCUGUACACCAUCCCUUCCCGUUGCCCCACCCAGCCCCUGGCCUUUGGCACAGUGAUGAGGCCAUUGAGACAGGCCUGGGUGAGGGAGUAGGGGCUUGGCCUGUCAUGAGGGCUGUGUGGCAUUGCUGUGGGGGCAUCGGACAGUUGAUACUAUGCUGACGGUGUGAGGUCCGGGCCAUCCCAGGACAGAGGUCGUGGUUGGACCUUACACAUGUGCUCUGGGGUCCCCACAUUUCCUCUGUGGCCAGGCUAUGGUCUGGCCCUUCCCCAGGGAGUUGUGGGCAUCCUGAUGCCUCUUUGCCUUAACGAGAGCCGUAUCUUUGAGAUGUAAGGCGCCCACCAGGGAGGCCAGCCCAGACACAGACUGUGCUUGGGGACUUCAUGUCUCUGGUCUGGGGGUGGGGUGCAGGCCUGUGUGACCCUCCCUUACCCUUGGCACUGUGGACAGAGAAUACUUGCGUGUUGGUUUCUCCUGUGGUGAAGGCCGUGCCUGGCACCUUCAGGUCCACCUGGUGUGGGACACCAAAUGAAAAACAUAGAAUGUCUGCUCUUAGGGCCAGGAGCCCGUUGGUUUGGGUCUCACUGCGGCAGAGCUGUCUGUUCUGGAGGGGCAGGAGAGGUGCAGAGCUGCCGGUGUGUGUCUCCCCAGCUUAUCUGCGGCUGCCUGCGAGACUGCCUGGUCCUGCUCCUAACAGCUGUGCUGCUGGAGCUCUGGCCUCUGUGUCGCCUGGGCCCUGCGAUCAGAUGUGAGGUUGCAGAUGGCCUGUGUCUGCAGGCCCUGUGCUUAGACUCUGUGUCUCCCAGCGUUGGCGUAGGGUCAGAGAGUGCAGAUUUCUGAGACCCCGCCGCCCCCACCCCUAGUUCCUCCUCUGCUUGCUCUCUCACCUUGAUCCACCAAGCUGGUUUCCUUUUCUCUUCAACCAGUUUUCUCCUCACUCUGAAGUUCUGGCAUCUGCAUAAUUCCAUUUAUUUCCUUUUGUCUUUUAGCUAAAGAAAAAGCAUUGUGAUUUCUCUGCUUCUGAGUCACUCUUUGUUCAGUAAUGCACUUUAUUUUAUUGUCCAAGGAGAGUCAGAGCUCAGUGAAAGGGUGUGGAGGGUGCCCUGCUGGAGGGCUCAGGCCCAGGCAGCUCAGCCACCUCCUCUCACACAGGGGAAGGGGUCCCCAGCCCCACCUGCAUCCUACCUGCCCUCAUGUGGACACCCCUCUCAUGCUACCAGGCACUGUAACCCAGUGAGGGGUGAUUGAGUGCACACCUGCCCAGGUGAUCGUAGCCGGCUGCCUUGGCUUCCUCCCACCAGUCUGCCCCUGGUGCUCCCGCUUCGGCUCCGCUUGGGACUCGAAGGUGUGUUUCAGUUGGGUUUGCGUUAACGUUACCUGGACUCCAGCCGUGCAGUGGAACUAAUAAAAGCACCUGAAGCGAC